Molecule: messenger RNA, 2530 nt
Organism: Chara braunii
Lineage: Eukaryota; Viridiplantae; Streptophyta; Charophyceae; Charales; Characeae
Source: the annotation of a GenBank genome assembly
GAGAUUUCUCUUCGAGGUCGCGGCCUAGGGAAUGCCGGGAAGGACGGCCACGGUGAUGCGUGUAGAAGAGCAACUGGUAAGUACAGGAUACACUGUGACAGUACUUCUCCGAGCGUACGUAGACGAGGACUUGACGUUGAGUGAGUGUAGACAACGAGCUAGGGAUUUGAUCUACGAGCGUAGAGCUGAUGUACUGGCGCGAGUGACCUUCCAGACCUCGAUUUCCUAUGAUGUGAUGAUAUGGUCUCAUGGUUAUAUGCGCGCGGAGCACUACCACGAUGAGACGGUAGCGGAGGCUAGAGCGAGGGUGAGAGGUCUCGGUAGGGAAGUUAAGGAAGCUCGACCGAAGGAUGGGAAAUGGACUACGUACAAGAAGAAUCUCGUUAAACUUUACAAAUUGGAGGAUAACAAGUAUUCCAUCAAGAACCUUGAAACAAUGACUCAAUAUGAAGAUGAGAGCGUACGGGCAUUUGGGAUGCGUUUCCAGAAGAUCUCCGAUGUGCUGAUGAAAAAGGGGAAGAUCUCAGAGGUCGAGCGCUGUACUAUCUUCAUCGGACACUUGUCCAAAGGUAGGCAAAAGAGUAUACUUAGAGAUCUUCCGCGCGACAGGCUUGAUUUCCCAGAAGUCCUAAAGCUCGCGAUAAAGACAGAGGCAGACGAUUACAAGGACUUGGUGUGGAGAGGGAUGAGGAGACGUGACUUCUCUCUCUACAAGGAGUAUGUCACUGAUAGAUGUCCUGAUUUCAAGGACUACCCCUGGUCGGAGAAGAAUGAGGCCGUGGCUGAGGAAGUGAAGGAGAUACGGGACAUGGUGAAGGGAUUAACGAGACAGGUUACAGAGAUUGUGACCGUCACAUGGGUCACGGCCUACCGGGACAACCCUGGAGGGCCCUAUUCACUCCGCUGGGACCGUAGGAACAACGAUCCCUGGAGGAGUGUCGAGGAUAGAAAUCCUCGGACGCUGAUUGACUAUCGAAUGAGGGGAAGAGAGAGAGACGAUGAGCCAUGGCGACGUAGGGACGAUGAGAUAGACCGAGACCACAGAGAUCGCGAGCCGUUUGUGCGAGCAAGGAGGCUGGAUGAUUACCCGCGAAGCCCUCGCUGUGAGGCCGAUCGGGGUAGACACGAUAGGGCGUCUACUCCCAGGAACUCAUGCGUCUACUGUAGAGGAGAAUAUCAUAUCAAGAGGGAUUGCUCGGACCUCAAACGGGCAAUAGAAGAGGGACUUGUCGUGCUUGACGACUGCAAGUACGUCAAGUGGGCAGAUGAUCUCGGAGAUGUAUCGAUGUUCCCUUCGAUGAAGGAGAAUGUCGAAGCAAGGAGAAUUAAGACGAGUAAAGGAAUGGAGCCGGUCAGAAGCCAGAGCAUCAAGAUAACCUUUGAGGGAGAUAUGACGACCACACCCAUAAGGGUGGCGGCCACCAAGUCGGCGAGAGGGUCUACAUCAAAGAAAACUGACACGGAUUACGUGAUGGCGGAGAAGGACGGGCAGCGGGUCGAUGGAGAGGAGGUUAUCCUUUCACCGCGAGAAUGCUCUAUUCUGGAGUACCUGGCGGCAUCGACACCAGCUCGUGACGAGUUACAAAUGAUCACGCGGAAGACUCGCAUACCUCUUUCGGAGGAGGGUCAGGGGGGCCCUAAGGCGGAAGCUUCUAUAGUAGUAGUAACGGGGGUGACCGCCAGAGCGGAUCGCAUGGCGACGGUCCUUCUUGAUGGAAUGGAAGGUGUGCCUCCAGACAAGUUUUAUAUACUUGGUAGCGGGGCCGUGRAGACGAUUAUAAACGAUGGAGCGGUACUCGAUGCUGUGAUUGAUAACGGCAGUGAGGCUGUCAUCAUAGACGAGGACCUGGCGGUACAAGUUGGACUGGGCCUCGAUAGGUCAUACCUAUUCGAGAUAGAGACGGCUGAUGGGAGAAAGCAACAGAUCACUGGCGUUUGUCACAAGGCAGCCAUAGAGGUCCAAGGGGUACGAGUGACCCUGCCUAUCUUUGCAGUCAAGAACUGUAGCUCCGACCUGCUCUUGGGUCGAACGUGGUUGAGCCACGUGCAUGCGGUGAUGAUAGAGCGACCUGAUGGGAGCCAAACAUUGUCCAUUAAGAAGCCAGACGGGACACGAGUAAUGAUUGAGACAGUGGAGCCUCGGGACCCGAGGAACAGAGCAGCUCUCGCUGUGGGUGCGAGACGCAGUGAGCAGAUUAAGUCGUUGCCUAUCUCCAGCCGCGCGGUGCGAUUUCGCGAGAAGAAAUAUGGACCACUGCUCACAGAGGAAGAAGGUCGGAUGGUGGAGAUCGAAGACUUAGGGAGUCGGCUAAUAGUGGAUGGCAACUCGUACCCAAAGGAAAAAGAUGAGGAAUUUGGCGGUGUGAUAUCUGUGUCUUUUUUAAGGGCACGGCCCCCUAUGGGGGGCUACCCAAGCGACACAAACGAGUAGCGCAAAAAGUUAAGCCAGCGGCGGUGGGCCGCGAGCGAUCUGCACUAGAAGGGAUAUCGGAAGAAGAGAUCGCAAAAGAAAUCAAAGAAAGAAAGAAAA